CUCUCUCUAAUCUAUGUGGGAUCUCACACUGCUAUCAAUAUCUACACGAUCUUUACCAUGAUCACGUGACAUUCUAUCCACACAUUUGAUACGUAAUUAUUGAAGUAAAAAGUUAGGUUGGCGAAGGUUUACAUGUGUGAGUUUGGGUGUGGCUGUGUGUGUGUAUGGGCAUGCGUGCCAGCCACCCCAACGCCCACUAGCUGAAGUAGGCAGUCAAAAGCAAGAUGUCCAAAAGUCUCUUCGUUAAUUAUUGCUACUCUUUUUGUUUGUGUGGCUACCCCACACCAUCCCUCCUCCUUUAUUUACUUACCUCUUCACCUCUCAGGACACCCAAAUCCCAUUGAAUAUCCCUUCCCUCUGUUCUUCCCUGCUAAUUAAAUGUCUCGAGAAGACGUGAAAUCCCCCAAACACUGCGCCAAUAAGCAACAAUUGAAGCUCGACAAGCACUACAAGAAGCUGUUCCUCGCAGCAUCAGCAACCUUAUCCACAAUUUCGCUGCUCAUCCUCCUCCUCUGGCUCAUCCUCCGCCCAUCCAAGCCAGAGUUCGACCUGCGUCAGGCGGAUGUCUACCAGCUCAACCUCAUAGACCUUCACCUCCUCAACUCCUCCAUUCAGCUCACCCUCUCAUCCAAAAACCCAAAUCAAAAAAUGGGUAUCUUCUACGACCAGCUCCAAGUAUACGCCGCUUACAAAGGGCAACAGAUAACCAUGGGCACCUCCCUCCCAGGCUUUUACCAGGGGCAAGAAGAAAGCAAUUUGUUGACGGCUUUCUUGGCCGGCAGCAGCGUGCCGGUGGCGCCGUCGUUUGGGUAUGAAGUAGGGCGUGAUCAAAGCGCUGGGCGGUUCGUGCUCAAAAUCAAAGCCAUGGGGCGGCUGCGAUGGAAGCUGGGGAGCUGGGUUUCUGGGCGCUACCGAUUUAAUGUGGAUUGUGUCGCGGUGAUGCCUUUUGGGCCUACGCUCCCGACGGCUCCCCUCACUUUGACCCAACCCACUCGCUGCUCCACAACGCUUUGAGUUCAUCAUAAUCCCUCCUUGUUCUUCCCCUAAUUGCAUUGCUUUUAUGCUAUGUUAUGGACUUUGUUACCAAUAGCUUGCUCUGUAUAUUACUUAGAAAUUGAAAUACAUUUGUAGUCAGUCGAUUAUACGAGCACUAAUACACUAAAUUCUACUAUUUCGU
This is a messenger RNA of Cucurbita moschata (crookneck pumpkin), 1177 nucleotides long. Its product is annotated as NDR1/HIN1-like protein 26. The transcript has a single exon. The coding region runs from base 379 to 1014 and encodes 211 amino acids. Gene Ontology annotation, biological process: defense response to other organism. The record is from RefSeq and is a predicted model, not a curated record. NCBI's taxonomy places the organism in Eukaryota, Viridiplantae, Streptophyta, Magnoliopsida, Cucurbitales, Cucurbitaceae.